GCCAUGGCCAUCCUCCCUCCCACCAAAAGACGACGCACUGCCACGUCUGUUCUUGCUGGCGACUUUGAUCUGCGCCCCCAGCGCGACGUCCUUACCUCACUGCUGAACGGUGUCCCGGUCUACAAGGAGGUCGAAAACAACGAGGAGCUCCGUAGGGCGCGGCGGCGCAAGGAGAAGGAGCGAGAGAGAGAGAGAGAGGAGAGGGAGAUGGAGAAGAACAGAGAGAUGGAGCGCGAUAAGGAGAAGAAACGCGUGAAGCCGGGGCCAAGGCCCGCGCCCAAACUCGUCCCCGCGCCGGCCGUCGCGUCGACCUCGUCCGCCUACGCGUCGGUGUCCGCGCCCCCUGCGCGUGCCCCGUCUGUCAUCAAGCCCCCACAGGCUUCGUCCUUCUGGCAGGCACGUCCCGCCAUCCACAUCGCGCGACAGCAACGCUCCGUGUCUGUCACACCGCCACCCAUGGUGUCCUCGCCGCCGACCACGCCAGGCCCGUCCAUCUCGUCGACCACGUCGGCCACGUCGUCCAAGCGGCCACACACACCCGCAGACGACGAGGAUUUCCACGGCCGUCAUCGAAGCGAGGAUACUGCCACACCACCGCCGCAGUCGCGGUAUCGGAAAAAGCGCGCUGCGGUGCGCAAGGGCUGGAAGGGCUGGGUGGAGGGCUCGCCACCGCCGAGCGAGAAGCUUAUAAACCUUGACGUUGCCACUGUCCUUCCAGAGCGGAAGACACGGAGUGGCAAAAGCUUUGACGCUAUCGGUGUAGGCUCCGAGGGAUGGAAGGAGAUGCCGUAGAGGUCGUGUCGGGUGUGCCUCUGGCUGAGCGAAUGGGACCCGCUCCAUUGUCCGUCGUGACUUGUGCUAUACCGUUGUUCCAUACGAGGGCGCUUUCAGGUGGUGAAUCCUUUCUCUCUGCUCCUGCUUUCAUUCUUAUAUUGUACUCUCUUGGUCCUGCGUUGGUCACCGUCCUUUUCAUCCCGUAGGUCUCUUCAUUCUCGUAGGUUUAUUCUGGGUACUGUUUAGGUUACAUCCACACCCCAUCUUGUACACAUAUAGUUAUGAGCACAAUUGAUUGAUAGGUAGAGGCUAUUGUCAUCGCAA
Molecule: messenger RNA, 1098 nt
Organism: Postia placenta MAD-698-R-SB12
Lineage: Eukaryota; Fungi; Basidiomycota; Agaricomycetes; Polyporales; Adustoporiaceae
Exons: 2
Coding region: 4-792 (262 amino acids)
Source: RefSeq, a predicted model, not a curated record